Spinacia oleracea (spinach) is the source of this 1055-nucleotide messenger RNA. Its product is annotated as fatty acid desaturase 4, chloroplastic. The transcript has a single exon. NCBI's taxonomy places the organism in Eukaryota, Viridiplantae, Streptophyta, Magnoliopsida, Caryophyllales, Amaranthaceae. The coding region runs from base 36 to 953 and encodes 305 amino acids. The record is from RefSeq and is a predicted model, not a curated record.
UACGCACCCUUGUAAAAUUGCUACCUAAAUGUCCAAUGUCAAUCCUACCACAACAAAAUAGCCUCUUAAAAUCAUCACACCAAUAUGCUACUAAAAGAUACCGAAUUAUCCGCGUUAUUCCCAUUCGGGUUCGUUGCGCCGCCGCCACCCCGGUUAAACCAAACCCCGGUUUAACCCGUAUAGUAGUAAAACCAAGUUCUACCAAACCUACACCGGCUAAACCUCCAACCCCUAAAGGGCCUAAGCCCGAUGAUCCAGAGUUAAAAUCCACAUGGGAGCAUCGAGCUUGGUUAGCUAGUGGGUGCACUACUUUGCUAGUUUCUCUAGCCAAGUCCAUAGUUGCCUCAACGGAUUCCCAUAUUUGGGCCGAGCCCAUCUUAGCUGGGCUAGUCGGGUAUGCAUUGGCUGAUCUCGGGUCUGGAGUCUACCAUUGGGGAAUUGACAACUAUGGGGAUGCAACAACCCCAUUAUUUGGGGGACAAAUUGAUGCUUUCCAAGGGCACCACAAAUGGCCAUGGACCAUAACAAAACGCCAAUUUGCUAACAACCUCCAUGCAUUAGCCCGGGUAAUAACUUUCACGGUACUACCCAUUAACCUCGUCCUCAAUGACCCGACCCUACUAGCGUUUGUCGGAUCGUUCUCGGGUUGUAUCAUGUUUAGCCAACAAUUUCAUGCAUGGUCUCACUCAACGAAGAGCAAGCUACCCCCAAUAGUAGUAACGUUACAAGAUUUAGGGGUGUUAGUGUCACGGUUCGAACAUGCUGCCCAUCACCGUGCUCCUUACAAUGGUAACUAUUGCAUAGUAAGUGGAAUUUGGAAUACAAUUUUAGAUCAAAAUAAGGUUUUUGAAGCACUUGAAAUGGUCUUAUUCUUUCAAUUAGGAUUUAGGCCAAGGUCUUGGAGUGAACCUAGCUUGGAAUGGAUUGAGGAGACUUCUUCCUUGCCUCAAUAAUAAUUAUUUUUUAUUAUAUUUUCUUUUGAUUUGUAAUUUGAACAUUCAAAAUGUAUCUAUUUUUGUCAUUUGUAUAAAAUUUAUUUAUGAUGUAUCUCUCCA